Gallus gallus (chicken) is the source of this 6408-nucleotide messenger RNA. It is a transcript of the gene DMC1, whose product is annotated as DNA meiotic recombinase 1. The record is from RefSeq and is a predicted model, not a curated record. Gene Ontology annotation, biological process: DNA recombinase assembly; DNA repair; DNA strand invasion. Gene Ontology annotation, molecular function: ATP-dependent DNA damage sensor activity; ATP hydrolysis activity; ATP binding. Gene Ontology annotation, cellular component: nucleus; condensed nuclear chromosome. The coding region runs from base 4898 to 5926 and encodes 342 amino acids. NCBI's taxonomy places the organism in Eukaryota, Metazoa, Chordata, Aves, Galliformes, Phasianidae. The transcript has 15 exons.
ACCAUUUGCAAGUUCAGGCUUUAUGUGUAGCAAAAUCAAGGAAACGCCAUAUUUUAAGGCUAACCAUAACCCUUUUGAGAGUUCUAAAUGUUAGUCUAAAGUAAAAAUAACUGUGAUGAGGCAGUUGAUGUCUAUCUAAGCUUUAAUAUUUGAAAAGAAACUGAUCAGGAUCUCUUCUGGCCUCCAGCCUGGCAAACGUGGAAUACAAAUGGAGCAAGAUAUAUUUGUUUCUGUGGUUUACAUACAGACUCGCUUGCAGAAGCAGCAGCAAAGCCAAGAGUAGGAAACGCCAACAGAAGAGCACGUCCAGUUCUGCAGGGCGGCUGGCUUAAAAGAGAAGCUGUCACAAGCUCAGAAGCUGAGGUAGAGAACAUUAACUUUUCCAAACUUGCUAAGUACAUGGGAGCACUGUGAAAGCUAUUCAUUUUUCGAGUUGAUGUUCUUCAGUAUGGAUUUCUUUCCUUUUUUUUUUUUUUUAAGAAGAAAUGUCUCUAAUGCCAGCGCUGAACCUCCUCCAAAUAUGAAUUCAGAAUGUUUGGCUUGCAAAAUGCCAUUCACCGAUGUGACCAGUGAAGUCUCCUUUAACUUGGAAAUGAUCUAUUUUCUAUUAGCAGCACAUUAAAUACAUUCUUGGUUCUGAAGCAUGCCAGUGAAAAUGCUGCCCUCAGUACAAAACAGAGCGGUGCACUCCAAGGCAUUAUUCAACCUACUUGACAACAGAAGCACUCCGCUUCUGUGAGCUGUAAUAUAUUAGAGGAGAAAAAGAAAACAUUCAAUUAAUUAUACUUUUUUAGCUGCAGCACUGAAAACCGCUCUUCCGUCUUCUGUGAAUAAAGCUGCUCUGCUUUGAGUCUAAUUUAGAUUAAUUUUCAAUGCUGAUGUGUGAAUAAAUUAGAGAAGCAUUGACUUUUUUGGCCAUAGCAGUUAAGACAAUAUUUGCAGUACUUCCAGCUUGUUUGUAUUAGGAGUCAGAAUGUCUUUGCUGUAAAGAAUACACACAGUCCUGUAUUCUGCAGCAUGGCAGUUUCAUCUACAAGCAGCUUUCUUGUUUUAACUCUUUCUGGGGUCUGGUCUGCUUAGAUCAAGUUUUCUAUCUCCCCGUUUCCUAAAGAACCCAUUCUGGUGCUUCUCUCUCCUUUCCUGUCUCACUCACCAAUGUAUACAGCUUCCACCAGGCAAAUUCUCCCUCCUGUAUUUGCAUUCAGUUCCAGAGCAUUCUGUUUAAAGGAACAACGGGUGUCCACCGAAUGAGAAAACCCAUCCAACAUCGCACCAAAGCAAUUUCUCCUGACUCUCUCCCCCACCCCACUAUCUGCUUGGUCCCAUCUUGACUUUUUUUUACUGUUCAGAUAAGCAUCAGAGUGAAUACAAGGAGUAGAAAUGCAAAGCCAUUUAUAUAAGGCAGAGCAUGACAAAUGCCCAGCUGGCUCAGAGCAGAGCUGUGUCUGAGGGCUGCAGCAGGCCGUGCUGGGGAGAGCAUGCCAGCCUGGCCACGCUCUGUUCCACUCAGGCCCAAGAGCUUGGAUGAUGGUUUCCUAUUUCAUCCGUGAGCAGAAUAUGGAGGCAAUUCUGCCUUUUUACUUGAGGGAAAUGAAGAUAAUUCGCCUAUAGACUUGGACUGGGUCUGUGGCUGACCUUUAGUUCAAAUGCAGGCUUGUCAGUGGCAUUGUCACUGACUGUGAAGGCUGAUCAUAAUUUCAUGGUAAAUAAAUCAGGAUGAAGAAAGCAGCAGUAUUUUUUUCCCGACCUUGGAGGUUAAUUCAAAUGACCGAAGAUGUCUGCAAGUGCAACUACACUUCCCACCUAGCUACAUAUGUGGGCAGUCUUAUUCCAUAAUUAGUCUGUUUUCCCCGAUUAUCUUUUCCAUAAGCUUUAUAAAGUUGAUUAAACUGAAGUAGAACAACAUGCACUUUCUCCAGAACAAAAAUCUCUGCGUGUGGAGUUAGUUAAGAACAGUUAUUUUGGAUUUUGCUAAAGCUGUUUAGAAAGCUCUCCUAGUGUUAAAAAGGCCUGGGUCUCCCAAAUUAGUUAUUUCAUGAGUCAGAGUAACAUGUUUCCCCAGCUGCGUUUUGUUAUAACAACUGUGUGUGUGCAGAAUUGUAGGUAUGUAAAGCUGAUAACGUAUUGUUACUAUAUCAGAAAUCUUAAGAGUCUAAUGUUUAUUGGGUAUUGUGCUUGUCUAACCUUAUGAAUACAUAGGUAGUAGGUGUUCUGUAUUACACAGGCAGAGUGCAUGUGCAUUUAAUGUAUGAGCAUGGUGAAGAAAAUGGCAUUGUUGUGUUUGGUUGGUGGAAACUUCCUUGGAGCACCAGCUCUGAACAAGAAGAAAUAUCUCUCCUGAGUGUGUGGGAAUUGGCUCAUUGCACACCAAGUAAUGAAUCUGCUUUACAGACAACAUCGUGCAUAUGUGAAGCCAAGAAUGUAUUGUUAGUAAAAGAGAAAUCUUAAAGGUGUAAUGUUUAUUGAUCCAGAUAUAACUUACAAAAAGGGAAAGAAUAACGAUGCAGUGAGAAUACUUCUAUGAAACUGAAACACGCACACACACUUCUUGGUUUCUGCUCCUUUUCCCUGUAUUUCACUCUCCCUUCCACUACUUCUGUGGGUUGUAAGGUUGGUGGUUUCAUUCUGCUGUGUGUGGGAGAACUGCUAAAGAGCUGUCAGUAUCUGGAGUCCUUCACUGGGAGGAAUAUGAUGUUCACGUUGGUGGUUUCUUCUUCCACACUCAAGGAUUCACCUGGUGUCAUUUUUAUGUUUGCCAGCAUGCAUUUAUACCCUUACUCUCUGGUCUACAUCUCCAUGUCACAUCUGAUUUUGCUAUGCAUGGUGCACGUGACGUAUAUUAGAUACUAUUUCUUUGUUACCUCUAAAGCCAGCUUUGUCCGGCUCCAGAUCUUCACUUCUUUGAUUGCUGGUGAGCUCUUUAUAGCCAUCUAGUUUCUUUUGCCGAGCCCAUGUCCUGUCUGUUAUCAUCACUUGCCUGUCCUCCUCUACACCACAUCUUGUGUCCGUGGUCCUCAAGGUCUCUGCUAUCGCACCAGGCCUGUAUCUCUUUACACUACAUCAUUGUGCCAGCUGUAAAUCUCUCAUUCUACAUAAUAACCAUUUGUUACUGCUACUUUUAUUUGUUUAUUUAUUUGUUUUAAUGAAAGGAUGGCUGUACAACACAGAUAAACAGAAAUAAAACAAAUUAGCCAGAGACACCUGGUCAUUUAUAGAAGCUGCUAUCCCAGCUAACCAAGUCAAAUGAGGUUACAGAAGGGUCAAGAAGCUCAGGGAAAGCAAGCCUGACAAGCCUCAGCCCCGAGGCCUUGCAAAUUCUCUGUAAUACUGGGAAUGGCAAUACUGUAUUAGAGAACUACACAGUUACAGUGUUGUAGCCCCAGAAGCGGGGAGCAGGUAAGAGCAGGUAACACUAAUGCAUCAGUAUGGGGCAAUUAUUUUAGAGCUGGCUGUGCUGGCAUUUUGUCUCUUGCGGUAGAAGACACAAGAAUACAAGAAUUAGUCACGGUUAUUUGACCUUUUAAAACUAGAAGUUAGCUUAAAGUAUAUUGCACACUUCUACAAACAAAGUUGUGUUACCAAGUGAAAGAUGGAGUUCAAGGGUAAUGGCAAAGGUAGUCAGAAACCAGAAACCAGUAGCCAGAACCAGAAAUUAUCUGGUUCUUUCUCAAAAAAAAAACCUCACAACCCUCUAGUAAAAUAAAGUCCAGUCUCCCCAGGCAAGCAAACAUCCUCCAAGUUCAGUUGAUUCAGCUUUGAACUAGAUAAUCUCUUCUUGUCCCUUUCAGCCCUAUUGUUGCCUUUUACUGGCUUGCUUUUCAUAUCUUAAAAUAUGCAUUUUCAAAAGGGAAAGCUUUUCUUUCUUACUCUGUCUCUUUGAUGGACUCUGCAUAUGAUAAAUUGGUGCAUGUCUCCUGAAAGGCUGUUAACUGGGUUUAGGUUUUGCAAAACUUAAAAGUGGCCUUCUUUCUUCUAGUCUUCCUUUUAUACUUAUUUUUUUCAUGACAUCCUUUAUCACAUAUUAAGAAUUAUCUAUUUUACAGUAAUAUUUUGAAAUCAUUAUAAAGAAAAGGAAGCUCAUGGUGCUUAGACUGUUAUCACUUAAUGUCUUCGUAUAGUUUAUGUACUUAAAGAUUAUUUCUUCUUGACUCAGAAAAGUAACCGUGCAUGUGUUCACUCAUCUGUGUUUGUUUGCUUUAAUGAAUAAAUUGUCUCUGGCAUCUUUUCUUCUUCAGUCACAUCCAUCCUGAUGUGGUCCUGCAUUCACCUGGCAUCUCUUUAAUAUUAAUGGCACAGACAUGUAAUCCAUCAUUUCCACGGGAGGCUGAAUCUUCCUGGGUUAUAUUCUGCAAGGCCAAAUAUCAGAUUAUUCUGUCCUGUGUAGGUACAGGCAUACUGCAAGCCUGAAAGUUCAGAAAGGGCAUUCAUUUAUAUAUUUGACUCUAUGAAUUUGAUCUAUAUAGACCUAAAUAAAACCCAGAAGCAAGCAAUAUGAAAACCACAUUAUUUCCCUCCUGUAACCGUGGUUUAAAACAUUUUGUGAAGAUGACAAAAUCAGCUGAAUAUUUUUUAUAUUUUUUGUGGCAGUGGUUUAACUUGAGUUUUGCCUUGUUGGAGCUGGGACAAUCUCAAAUGAAAGGAAAUGCAGAUGACACCUCACCAACACCCAGCUGUAGGUUCAUGGCUGUGACGACUGGGACGCUCUGAGCCUUCACUGCACCAUCAACGGGAGGAGGAUUUGGUUCAUCCCUAAAGCUUCAAUUAGUGUGUGGUAUAAUUCCUCUGUUGUUUCUCCUGGUCUGCAGGAAGGCACAGGUCUGCGGCUGCCUGGUUUUUCUGCUGGGAGGUGCCAGUUGCCUCAGGUACCGAUCAAUACUUUAUUGCCUGCUCUUUCACAAUGAAGGCCAUGGAGGAUCAAGUAGUCCAAGAAGAAUCUGGAUACCAUGAUGAUGAGGAAUCCUUUUUUCAGGACAUUGACCUGCUCCAAAAGCAUGGGAUUAAUGUGGCAGAUAUUAAAAAACUGAAGUCAGUUGGGAUCUGCACUAUCAAAGGAGUCCAGAUGACAACAAGACGAGCACUGUGCAAUGUAAAAGGGCUUUCAGAGGUCAAAGUGGACAAGAUUAAAGAAGCUGCAAAUAAGCUGAUUGAGCCAGGCUUCCUAACUGCAUUCGAGUACAGUGAAAAACGGAAGAUGGUAUUUCAUAUUACUACUGGCAGCCAGGAAUUCGACAAACUUCUGGGUGGUGGGAUUGAAAGCAUGGCAAUCACUGAGGCCUUCGGAGAGUUCCGGACAGGCAAAACACAGCUAUCUCAUACCCUUUGUGUGACAGCUCAGCUGCCAGGGCCCAAGGGCUACACUGGUGGAAAGAUUAUCUUCAUUGAUACCGAAAACACUUUCCGACCAGACCGUCUUCGUGACAUUGCUGAUCGCUUCAACGUUGACCAUGAUGCAGUCCUUGACAACGUGCUGUAUGCACGUGCAUAUACUAGUGAACAUCAGAUGGAAUUGCUUGACUAUGUAGCAGCCAAGUUCCAUGAGGAAGCUGGUAUCUUCAAGCUAUUGAUCAUUGACUCCAUCAUGGCACUCUUCCGUGUGGAUUUCAGUGGUCGUGGAGAGCUGGCUGAACGACAACAGAAACUUGCUCAGAUGCUCUCCAGGCUCCAAAAAAUAUCAGAAGAAUAUAAUGUGGCUGUGUUUGUGACCAAUCAGAUGACCGCUGAUCCAGGAGCAACUAUGACCUUUCAGGCAGACCCAAAGAAGCCCGUUGGGGGCCACAUCCUCGCUCAUGCUUCAACAACCCGAAUCAGUUUGAGGAAAGGGAGAGGGGAGCUGCGUAUUGCAAAGAUAUACGACAGUCCUGAGAUGCCCGAAAAUGAAGCCACAUUUGCAAUAACUCCUGGAGGGAUCGGAGACGCCAAAGAAUAGGCAGGAAACUCAUGCAAACGUACAGCUGAUAACCGCCAAGGCAGUAAGUUGGGAUGAAGGUUUGUGAAGGUCGCUGUCUUCCCCCGCUGCAUUUUUAUCUUCUCGGAACCAUUUGAGAGGCUUUGGGAUAAACUCUGCUUCAGUGUUAUUCAUCUUAACGGAAGUUGGUUCACUUCGGGUCUUCUCUUUUCAAUGGACAAUAAAUAGCUGAUGGAAACGGCAACUUAAGCACUUAUUUAAGCACUUUUUUUGGAGAGGAUGACCCGAAGUAGUUGAUAUUAAAGGCAAUAAUAAAGAUGUAAAAUCGGAACGGCGCUCGGUGUGUGUAUGGGUGCUCUGCAUCCAGCCCCACUCUCAGCCAUCUCCCACGAGAGAAAUAAAGCAGAUGCAACCCAACCUUUGGAAGCCCGUUUGGGGUACAUCAAGCCAUUUUCUCCCAGCCAGGAGAACGCAGACAUCAUGGCUGCUGGCCCUCCCGCUGC